Chlamydomonas reinhardtii is the source of this 13075-nucleotide messenger RNA. RefSeq lists its product as uncharacterized. Bases 702 to 11906 code for a protein of 3734 amino acids. The transcript is spliced from 4 exons. Lineage: Eukaryota; Viridiplantae; Chlorophyta; Chlorophyceae; Chlamydomonadales; Chlamydomonadaceae. The record is from RefSeq and is a predicted model, not a curated record.
GUUAAAGCUUGAGAUCUGGUAGCAGCUGAUGCAUUGACAUGAGUUGCGUGAAAUGCGCCCCCCAUCGGAGUAGGCGGGCGCUAGGUGACCGAUGGCGCGGUCUAUCUCUCGCGCCUGGCCUGGCGCAAUUCAUCAAACUAUCAACACUGUAUGUGCACCCCUGACACGUUGGGGUUGCUCGUUACUCAAUUAGACGCGUUCUUCAAGGAGAACUACCAUCUCCGGUCCACGCGAGUAGUCUGAACUUGCACAGUCCUUAUUACGGGUAUCACACAUCUGCACAAGUAGCAUAACUCAGCUCGGCUUUUCAAUACACUGCUUGUUGAGUAAACCCAGUAGCGGCCCGCCCAUUGCUGCUUCAACACGUUUUGGAGCACUCAGCGGCCUGUACCAGGGAAGAUAUUCACGAUGUAUCAAAAUGAACAUCCGCAAGACUUCUGAUUUAGUCUUUCAGACGCGAGGGGUCACCCGCCCCUGUUAAUCAUCAAUCGGGGGAAGCAAUGCAGGAAUCGCACCCGCAUCCCUUUUCGGGAGCCAGCACAUGCAGCAGCCAACGGUGCGGGUGUGAUGGGCAGUGUGCGCAGCAGCCUGAGUGCUGCUGCAGCCUCGGAGGCCCGAGCGCUGGAGGCUCGUCGGAGCCUAUCUGCUCGGGCAGCGGCCGGAGCCUUGCCAGCAGCCAAGUUAGCUCCGCACCCCAAGCCAUGCCAGAAGCUCCACCAGCCCAGGGGCAUCAGCAGCAGCAUCAAGAGAAAUGCGGUGUGUACGGCAUGCAUGGGGACCGCCGGAGGCAGGGUGCCGCGGCGUCCCGCGCUGGCGCGCACGCCACGGCAGCUCCGGGUUUGUCGGCGGCGGCGGAGCCACAAGGUACCGGCUGUCAGGACCGGCGGCAGCUGCAGCAGCACCAGCACCAGCAGCAUCUACAGGGCCAGCAACACCGGCAAGAGCAGCGGCAGCGGCAGCGCCAGCACUUGCGAACAUCGGCUAGAAGCUCGGGCGUAGGCGCGAGCCGGCUGCGGGCGAAUCUGCUGCGGCCAAGCCACGGCGCCCUGUUGCUUGUAGUGCUGCUGCUCCUGUCGCUGAUGCUUGGCGGCGGGUGGCCAGGGACAGGCGGUGGAGUGAGGCUCGUGGCGGCGGCUGUUACGGCAGCAGCAGCAGGGGACAUUGUCCUGGCGCCGCCGCCUUUUGAGGACUACGCGCCGCCGCCACAGACGGACUUUCCGCCCUCGCCACCGACGCUGCCACCGUCACCGCCCUCGCCACCGCCAUUGCCACCACGGCCGCCGGCGCCGCCGCCAACGGCUCCCAUAGAGGCGCCGCCACCAGUGGACGAGCCGCCCAUGGCGCCACACCCGCCGCCAAGCCCGCCUCCGUCGCCACCUAAGCCGCCGCGGUCACCGAAGCCGCCUCCGCGGCCCCCGUCGCCGCCGCCAUCGCCUCCAUCCCCACCCCGGCCGCCCAAGCCGCCGCGGCCGCCGAAGCCCGCGCCUUCGCCUCCGUCGCCCAGGCCGCCGCAUCCUUCGCCGCCUGUGCCUUCACGCGCGUUCCGUCAAGCACCUCCCAGCCCGCAGCCGCCGAAGCCGCCAAAGCCGCCGCGGCGGCCACGGCCGCCGCCGCCGCACCCGCCUAGCCCGCAGCCACCGGUUCCGCCGAUGCCGCCGCACCCUCCCAGCCCACUGCCGCCCAGUCCUGCGCCGCCGCCGCACCCGCCCAGCCCCAUACCUCCCAGCCCGGCGCCGCCCAUCCCACCUGCGCCACCCAGCCCCGCGCCGCCCUCACCGGCGCCGCCUAGCCCCGAGCCCCCCAGUCCGAAGCCGCCGGUUCCACCCAUGCCCCCGAGCCCCGCGCCGCCCAGCCCCGAGCCUCCCAGCCCGCCACUGCCACCUAGCCCAACGCCCCCAAGCCCUCAACCGCCAAGCCCGGAGCCGCCCAGCCCAGAGCCUCCCAGCCCGCCACUGCCACCUAGCCCAACGCCCCCAAGCCCUCAACCGCCAAGCCCGGAGCCGCCAAGCCCAGAGCCGCCGAGUCCGGAGCCUCCCAGCCCACCGGCACCUCCCAGCCCAGUCCCGCCCAGCCCCUCGCCACUGGUGCCUUCUGCGCCGCCGCCAGCGCCGCCAUCUCCCUACCCGCCAACACCGCCACCGGCUUACCCUCCGCCUUAUCCACCUUCGCCUGCGCCGCCGCCCUCCCCGUACCCACCGUCGCCUGCGCCGCCCAGCCCGGCCCCGGCCUACCCGCCUAGCCCGGCGCCGCCGUCGCCUGCGCCGCCAAGCCCGGCCCCGGCCUACCCGCCCAGCCCGGCGCCGCCGUCUCCUGCGCCGCCCAGCCGGGCCCCGGCCUACCCGCCUAGCCCUGCGCCGCCGUCUCCUGCUCCGCCCAGCCCGGCCCCGGCCUACCCGCCUAGCCCGGCGCCUCCAUCGCCUGCGCCGCCCAGCCCGGCCCCGGCCUACCCGCCCAGCCCGGCGCCGCCGUCUCCUGCGCCGCCCAGCCCGGCCCCGGCUUACCCGCCUAGCCCUGCGCCGCCGUCUCCUGCUCCGCCCAGCCCGGCCCCGGCCUACCCGCCCAGCCCUGCGCCGCCGUCUCCUGCGCCGCCCAGCCCGGCCCCGGCCUACCCGCCUAGCCCGGCGCCUCCAUCGCCUGCGCCGCCCAGCCCGGCCCCGGCCUACCCGCCCAGCCCUGCGCCGCCGUCUCCUGCGCCGCCCAGCCCGGCCCCGGCCUACCCGCCUAGCCCGGCGCCUCCAUCGCCUGCGCCGCCCAGCCCGGCCCCGGCCUACCCGCCCAGCCCUGCUCCUCCAUCGCCUGCGCCGCCCAGCCCGGCUCCGGCCUACCCGCCCAGCCCUGCUCCUCCAUCGCCUGCGCCUCCCAGCCCGGCUCCGGCCUACCCGCCCAGCCCUGCUCCUCCAUCUCCUGCGCCGCCCAGCCCGGCCCCGGCCUACCCGCCCAGCCCUGCUCCUCCAUCGCCUGCGCCGCCCAGCCCGGCUCCGGCCUACCCGCCCAGCCCUGCUCCUCCAUCGCCUGCGCCUCCCAGCCCGGCUCCGGCCUACCCGCCCAGCCCUGCUCCUCCAUCGCCUGCUCCGCCCAGCCCGGCCCCGGCCUACCCUCCUAGCCCGGCGCCGCCGUCGCCUGCGCCGCCCAGCCCGGCUCCGGCCUACCCGCCCAGCCCUGCUCCUCCAUCGCCUGCGCCUCCCAGCCCGGCUCCGGCCUACCCGCCCAGCCCUGCUCCUCCAUCUCCUGCGCCGCCCAGCCCGGCCCCGGCCUACCCUCCCAGCCCUGCUCCUCCAUCUCCUGCGCCGCCCAGCCCGGCUCCGGCCUACCCGCCCAGCCCUGCUCCUCCAUCGCCUGCGCCUCCCAGCCCGGCUCCGGCCUACCCGCCCAGCCCUGCUCCUCCAUCGCCUGCUCCGCCCAGCCCGGCUCCGGCCUACCCGCCCAGCCCUGCUCCUCCAUCGCCUGCGCCGCCCAGCCCGGCCCCGGCCUACCCGCCCAGCCCUGCUCCUCCAUCGCCUGCGCCGCCCAGCCCGGCUCCGGCCUACCCGCCCAGCCCUGCUCCUCCAUCGCCUGCGCCUCCCAGCCCGGCCCCGGCCUACCCGCCCAGCCCUGCUCCUCCAUCGCCUGCGCCGCCCAGCCCGGCUCCGGCCUACCCGCCCAGCCCUGCUCCUCCAUCGCCUGCGCCGCCCAGCCCGGCUCCGGCCUACCCUCCUAGCCCUGCUCCUCCAUCGCCUGCGCCGCCCAGCCCGGCCCCGGCCUACCCGCCCAACCCUGCUCCUCCAUCGCCUCUGCCUCCCAGCCCGGCUCCGGCCUACCCGCCCAGCCCUGCUCCUCCAUCGCCUGCGCCUCCCAGCCCGGCCCCGGCCUACCCGCCCAGCCCGGCGCCGCCAUCUCCUGCACCGCCCAGCCCGGCUCCGGCCUACCCGCCCAGCCCGGCGCCGCCGUCUCCUGCUCCGCCCAGCCCGGCCCCGGCCUACCCGCCCAGCCCUCCUCCUCCGUCGCCUGCGCCUCCCAGCCCGGCCCCGGCCUAUCCGCCCAGCCCUGCUCCUCCGUCUCCUGCGCCUCCCAGCCCGGCUCCGGCCUACCCGCCCAGCCCUGCUCCUCCAUCACCUGCGCCUCCCAGCCCGGCUCCGGCCUACCCGCCCAGCCCUGCGCCGCCGUCUCCUGCGCCGCCCAGCCCGGCCCCGGCCUACCCUCCUAGCCCGGCGCCGCCGUCUCCUGCGCCGCCCAGCCCGGCUCCGGCCUACCCGCCCAGCCCUGCUCCUCCAUCGCCUGCGCCUCCCAGCCCGGCCCCGGCCUACCCGCCCAGCCCUGCGCCGCCGUCUCCUGCGCCGCCCAGCCCGGCCCCGGCCUACCCGCCUAGCCCUGCGCCGCCGUCCCCUGCGCCUCCCAGCCCGGCUCCGGCCUACCCGCCCAGCCCUGCCCCUCCAUCGCCUGCGCCGCCCAGCCCGGCCCCGGCCUACCCGCCCAGCCCUGCGCCGCCGUCUCCUGCGCCUCCCAGCCCGGCCCCGGCCUACCCGCCCAGCCCUGCCCCUCCAUCGCCUGCGCCGCCCAGCCCGGCCCCUGCGUACCCGCCCAGCCCUGCGCCGCCGUCUCCUGCUCCGCCCAGCCCUGCCCCGGCCUACCCGCCCAGCCCUGCUCCUCCAUCGCCUGCGCCUCCCAGCCCGGCCCCGGCCUACCCGCCCAGCCCUGCGCCGCCGUUGCCUGAGCCACCUAGCCCAACGCCACCCAGCCCCGCCCCGCCCAGCCCAGCGCCGCCCAGUCCGCAGCCGCCUAGCCCGGAACCACCAAGCCCGGAGCCGCCCUCGCCACCUCCGCCACCCCCGUGGUGGGCUGGCAUGUCGCCUCCUCCUCCUCCACCUCCCCCGCCUAGCGACACGCCCCUCACACCGCCCGCUCCGCCCUCGCCGCCUGGUGCGCCUCCGCCACCGCCCUCGCCUCCUCCGCCGCCUCCGCCGCCGCCGCAGACACCGCUGGCCUCCUCUCCUCCACCUCCGCCCGUUACUCAGCUGAGCCCUCCUCCGCGGAUGCCAGUUGACCCCAGCCCGCCGCCGUCGCCGACUCGGUCGGUCAUGGAGACACGAACCGUGCGGACUCGUUUCCCCGUGGAAGGCCAGGUUGUUCUCGGGGACGUGGACACGCGGCUGUCAUUCCUGACUUCAGUACAGGGCAUCAUUGCCAAAGCCGCUGGCGUGGACGCAUCCGACGUCAUCGUCACGGGCGCGUACCCAGGUUCCGUGGUGGUGGAGGCACGUGUCACCUUCAACCCCUUCUUCACCAGCGCCGCCGACGUCGACGCCGGCCUCGCGGCCCUCUCCGCCGACCCAUCGGCCUUCUUUGACAGCAACUUCCUCCAGCGCUUUGCGAUUGAUACCAGUAGCGUGGAGGUCAUCGUGAUGGCGCCGCCGCCGCCGCCGGACGCGCCGCCGCCGCCGGCUGCGCCGCCGGUGCCGCCGGCGCUGCCGCCACCGCCCCCACCCCGGCCGCGGCGCGUGCGUCGCCAGCAGCCCCCGUCGCCGUCGAUUCCAGGCAUUCCUCAGGACCCGCCGCAGUCGCCUGUGGCGCUGCCGCCGUCGCCGCGGCCUCCUGCUUCUCCGCCCCCGUCGCCUCCGUCUCCGCGGCCUCCGUCGCCGCCCUUCCCGCCGCUGCCGCCCUCCAUCGCGCGCAUGCUGCAGCUCAACCUCUCCAUGCCAUACGACCAGCUCAGGGACCGGACCGUGCGCGAGGCUUUCAGCUGGGACAUGCGCCUAGCCGCCGCCGCUUUUUUCGGCCUCGAGCCGCAGCAGGCGGUGGUGGUGGCUCUGCUGCCGCUGCCCAACACUUCGCUCCCCUACACCACGCGUGUCAACGUGCUGUUGUUCUUCACCCAGUCAACGCUGGAUCCCGCGACGGUCAACGCCGCAUUCGCCCGUGCCGCGGCAAGCCCCAUGUCCAUUGUAGAUCCAGUCAAAUCCAAGUACGGCAUCACUGCGGCUCAGGCGUACGAGCUGGCCCAGUUCAACUACCCGCCGCCGCCGCCCGAACCUCCGGAGCCGCCCAGCCCGCCGCCACCUGCGCCGCCACCCUCGCCGGAGCCACCGUUCCCACCGGAGCUGCCUGGUCCAAACGCGCCGCCGUCACCGCCGCCGCUGCCCUCGCCACCGCGCUCACCGCGCUCGCCGCGCCCGCCCCGGCCGCCGUCACCGCCCCCGCGCCCGCCGCGCCCGCCGUCGCCUGCGCCAACGCCGCCGCCACCCCCGCCCUCGCCUCCACGUCUGCCUCCUCCCUCGCCUCGGCCUCCCAGCCCGCCUCCGGACCCGCCUGCUGCGCCGCCGCCGCCUCCGCCGCCGCCGCCCCCGCCGCCGCCAAGCCCGGUCCCGCCGUCGCCUCCGCCGCUGGCGCCCAACAGCAACCCGCUGCCGCCAUCGCCGCCUCCUUCGCCGCCCCCGGCGCCCCUGCCGCCCAGCCCGCCGCCGCUGCCGCCGCAGCCACCGGGUGUGGUCCCUCGCUACCUGGCAAUCGACUUCAACACAUCCCUCGCCGGCAUUGCGACCUCGGACUUCAGCUAUGAAUCCACCGCCUUUGGCACGGGCGUCCGCACGGCACUGGGCAAGGCAUGGCGCCUCGACAUUCGGCGCAUCGAGCAGAUUGCUGUUUACCGGCUGCCGGUCACCGUACCUUCCCUGGAUCCGGGGGCAGCAGAGCCGUACGUCGUACGGAUGAACGUGCUCGUCCAGUUUACGGGCAUUUCGGAAAACUUCGCCAACAGCCGUGUGAACGACUUUGUGGAUGAGCCGAUGCCGUACUUCACGGAAGGCUUCGUUAGCACGUGGCGCAUCACGAGCAUCACAGCAGCACGUGUGGCGACCACCGCGUAUCGUGUGCCGCCACCCCCGCCUCCACCCCCCUCGCCACCCGCGCCUCCGACGCCGCCCUCUCCGCCGCCGCUCCCUCCACACCCGCCUCCUCCUCCUCGCCCGCCCCGCCCGCCGCCGCCCAGCCCUCUUCGGCCGCCGCGCCCGCCGCGGCCUCCCACCCCGCCUUCGCCUCCCGCGCCUCCGCUGCUGCCGCCGCCGCCGCCCUCUCCUGGCGUGCCGCCGCCUCCCCAGGAGCCCGCUCCUUCACCCGCCACUCCCUCUCCUCCAACGCCAAAGAGUGACGACUACGACUACCUCUACCCGCCGCCGGGCGGCUUCGACCCAACCGACUCGCCGCCGCCGCCAUCGCCGCCGGCAUUAGUCAGCCGCUCCGUACAACUGACGUUCGACGUCGUACCGGAUCUCAUCCUGGGCGACAUUGACACACGUGACGAUUUUGGAUCCAUUGUGGCGGCUGCGGUGGCGUCGGCGGCGCGGCUGCCGUCGACGGCGGGCGCCGUCGCAGUGGCGCUAAAGGCCCCGGCCGGCGGCGCGACGGCGCCGCUGGUAGCAGAGGCGUUUGUAACGUUUCGCCCCGGCGGCGACGCGCCGUCGGUUGCUGACGUGGACGCCGGGCUGGCGGCGCUGGCCGCAGACCCCCGUGCCUAUUUUGGACCCGACUUCCUGAGCCGGUUCAGUAUUACACGCAUCAAUGGUGUGGAUGUUUGGGCGCCGCCGCCGCCGCCGCCGUCGCCGCGGCCGCCACAGCCCAGCCCCCCGCCACUGCCUCGGCCACCCAGCCCGAAGCCGCCAAGCCCGCGGCCGCCACCGCGGCCGCGGCCGCCGCCGCCGCGGCCGCCGUCACCCGCCCCGCCUUCUCCGCCGUCCCCAGCGCCUCCGUCGCCUCCGUCGCCGCGGCCUCCGUCGCCGCCCUUCCCGCCCCUGCCGCCCUCCAUCGCGCGCAUGCUGCAGCUCAACCUCUCCAUGCCAUACGACCAGCUCAGGGACCGGACCGUGCGUGAGGCGUUCAGCUGGGACAUGCGCCUGGCAGCCGCCGCUUUCUUCGGCCUGGAGCCGCAGCAGGCGGUGGUGGUGGCUUUGCUGCCGCUGCCCAACACCUCGCUCCCCUACACCACGCGCGUCAACGUGCUGCUGUUCUUCACCCAGUCAACGCUGGAUCCCGCGUCGGUCAACGCCGAGCUGUCACGUGCCACCGCGGAUCCGUUUGGUGUCGUACGGCCGAUCGCGGACAAGUACGGCAUCACUGCGGCUCAGGCGUACGAGCUGGCACAGUUCAACUUCCCGCCGCCGCCGCCAGACCCUCCGGAGCCGCCCAGCCCGCCGCCGCCCUUGCCACCCUCGCCGGAGCCACCAAGCUAUCCGCCCAGCCCGGCGCCGCCAUCGCCCGUGCCGCCGGCCUACCCGCCCUCCGUGCCUCCGUCGCCGCCUGUCAGCCCAUCGCCGCCGCCGUCGCCUCCUAGCCCGCGCCCGCCCCGGCCGCCCCGGCCGCCACCUCGCCCGCCGCCCCGGCCUCGCCCGCCGUCGCCCGCACCUCACCCGCCCUCGCCUCCACCACCGCCACCUCCAUCGCCUGCUCCCUCGCCUCGGCCUCCCAGCCCGCCUCCGGACCCGCCUGCUGCGCCGCCGCCGCCUCCGCCGCCGCCGCCCCCGCCGCCGCCAAGCCCGGUCCCGCCGUCGCCUCCGCCGCUGGCGCCCAACAGCAACCCGCUGCCGCCAUCGCCGCCUCCUUCGCCGCCCCCGGCGCCCCUGCCGCCCAGCCCGCCGCCGCUGCCGCCGCAGCCACCGGGUGUGGUCCCACGCUACCUGGCAAUCGACUUCAACACCUCCCUCGCCGGCAUUGCGACCUCGGACUUCAGCUAUGAAUCCACCGCCUUUGGCACAGGCGUCCGCACGGCACUGGGCAAGGCAUGGCGCCUCGACAUUCGGCGCAUAGAGCAGAUUGCUGUUUACCGGCUACCAGUCACCGUGCCUUCCCUGGAUCCGGGGGCAGCAGAGCCGUACGUCGUACGGAUGAACGUGCUCGUCCAGUUUACGGGCAUUUCGGAAAACUUCGCCAACAGCCGUGUGAACGACUUUGUGGAUGAGCCGAUGCCGUACUUCACGGAAGGCUUCGUUAGCACGUGGCGGAUCACGAGCAUCUCGGCAGCACGUUUCCCCGGAUCGAUAUACCGUGUGCCGCCACCCCCUCCUCCACCUCCCUCGCCACCCGCGCCUCCGACGCCGCCCUCUCCGCCGCCGCUCCCUCCACACCCGCCUCCUCCUCCUCGCCCGCCUCGCCCGCCGCCGCCCAGCCCUCCCCGCCCGCCACGCCCGCCGCGGCCUCCCACCCCGCCCUCGCCUCCCGCGCCUCCGCCGCUGCCGCCGCCGCCGCCCUCGCCGCCGCCGCCACCGGUGCCCUCCCCACCUGAGGUCCUCCAACCGCCGUUGAUCGAGGAGGAGCCGCCGAGCCCUCCGCCAGGACCGCAACUGCCGCCGCCGGUGCCGUCGCCGCCGCCGCCUUCUGAUGAGUACGAGUAUGAGUACAUCUACCCGCCUUCUGGAGAGGUGUACCUCGGGCCAUCGCCGCCGCCACUGCCGCCGCCGCCGCGCAGCCGGCGGCCGCCGCUGCCGCCGCGCGUGCGCAAGCCGCCGCCAUCGCCACCGGCGGCGCCGCCGACGCCGCCACCACCGAGCUACCCACCCUCAUACCACCCGGCGUACCCGCCCCCAGCCUACACGCCUGCCUACCCACCUCCGGCCUAUCCUCCAAGCUACACGCCUGCCUACCCGCCGCCUGUGUACCCGCCUCCCGCAUAUCCUCCGCCUGCGUACCCUCCCCCGGCCUACCCUCCACCAUACCCACCCAGCCCUGCUCCUCCCUACCCGCCCAGCCCUGCUCCUCCCUACCCACCGAGCCCGGCGCCUCCCUACCCGCCCAGCCCUGCUCCUCCCUACCCGCCCAGCCCUGCUCCUCCCUACCCACCCAGCCCUGCUCCUCCCUACCCGCCCAGCCCUGCGCCUCCCUACCCGCCCAGCCCGGCGCCGCCGAGCCCCGAGCCUCCCAUGCCCCACCCGCCUUCACCUCCGCCCUCCCCGCGCCCGCCGCGGCCGCCACCGCCCGUGCCUCCAUCGCCAAUGCCGCCAAGGCCGCCACGGCCCCCGCGGCCGCCGCCCAAGCCGCGCCCGCCGCCACGCCCUCCUCGGCCGCCGCCACCCAGCCCACCCCUGCCGCCCUCGCCGGCGCCCUCCCCCCCGCCCAGCCCCGCUCCUCCGCCGCCGCCGCCACGGGCGCCGCCAGCCGCCCCCGGGACCUACGCGCCGCCGCUUUACCCGCCGUCACCACCGGCGCCGCCAACCUACCCAGUGGCCUCGCCGCCGCCGCCGCCCGCCGCGCCGCCGCAACCGCCCACCUCGCCGCCGGCCACGCCGCCGCCGCCACCCGAGCCGCUGUACCUGUCCGUCGUAUUCACGGCAGUGCUGCCGCCGCAGUCGUCCGCCGCCUUUGCGGAGGAGGUACGGCAGGCGCUUGCGUCGCACUUCGGCGUGCCGGUCGACCAGAUCCGGAUCCUGUCGUACGGCACGACGCCGCUCUCGGCGGCGGCGCCGCCGCCGCCCCCAGCCUCUUCUGUCGCCAGCCGCUCUGCUUCCCUGUCGUUGACCGGCGGCGCCCUGCGUCCCCUCGGCGGCAGCAGCAGCAGCAGCAGCAGCGGCGUCGUGUUCGGCAGUAGCACGACGGGGUCGGCUGUAGCAUCGCGCGCCGGCCCGGCGGGCAGCUACGUCACCUCCAUCAGCCUCGCGCUCGACCCGUCGGCGGCGGCGCCGCCGGCCGGCGGCGACGUCGCCGACGCCGUUGACGGCUUUGUGGUGGAUCCCUUCUCCGCCUUUGAUAACGCAUUCCUGGAUGCAUACGCGGUGGAAGAUGUGGUGGCGGCGGUGGUGAGCGCCACCGACGUUUUCGUGCCGCCCGCGCCGCCGGGCGUGCCGCCGCCGGCGGCGCCCGCCGUUGAGGAGCCGGCGGCGCCACCGCCGCAUGAGGAUAACGGGUCGCCGCCACCGGACAUGCCGCCGCCGAUGCCCGACGCGCCGCCGUCUCCGGCGCCGCCCAGCAGCCCCAGCCCGCCAGUCCCUAGCCCGCCGGCUCCAUCGUUGCCGCCGCCACCUUCGACGCCGCCUACCUCACCGCCGCCGCCGUCGCCGCCGAUCCCCAGCACCGACCGCGGCAACAUCGACCGCACUGCGGUGCCGCCGACCGCGCCGUCGCCGCCGUCGCCGCCGCCGCCGCUGCCUUCCGCUGGCGGCGACCCUGACCUGCAACUAGGCGAGGUCGUGUCGCCGCCGCCGCCGUCGGGAUCCGGCAUCAUCGCUGGCGGCAGCUCGCCGCCGCCUUUCAGUGCCGCGGCGGCGUCGGGUGGCGGCGGCGGCGGCGGCACCAAUGUCGGCCCCAUAGUGGCGGCCGUGGUGGUGCCGGUGGUGGUGAUUGUGCUGCUGGCCGUGGUGGUGUACAAGUGGCAGCGACGCAAGCACAUGGACAAUGCGUUUAACUCAAUCAUGACGCCGCUUGAAGUGGACGACGGGCAGGAUGACGGAAUGCCGCUGCCGUCGCCGCCGGACACCGCCGCCGCCGGCGGCUACAUGACAAUCGCCUUUGCGCGCUCCUCGGGCUCCGCCGGCUCUGGCGGCGCCGCCGCCGCUGCCGGCAGCCCGGCAGGCGGCCGCUCCCCUAGCAACCUCAGCGGCGGAGCGCUGCCGCCGGCGCUCGGUAGCGCCGCCUCGGCCCACGGCAGCACCAGCGGCGGCGCCGGCGGCGGCGCCGCCGCCGGCGCGUCGCGCGGCCUGACGCCGAGCGUAUCUCGGGUGGUGGUUGUCAACAGCGACCUGCCGUUGGAUGACAUUAUGAAGAUUCGGUUCAGUCCGGCGUUUUAUGCUGCUAGCGAUGCCGCCGAGGGGCCAAACAGCUCUCGGCGCACGACCAGCAACGGCGCUGCCGCCGCCGCCGGACCGUCCUCGACGACGUCAGCUGGCGGCGCCGGCGGCGCCGGCGCAGAGGGCAUGCGACCGCAGCAGCGCAGCUCCUUCCUGAGGCGCUGAAGCGCAGCAGUAAACACUGCAUUGUUUUGUUGGGGUCAUGAAGUUGGUGCCAGCGGCAGCAGGACGCACGCCGCCGCCCCCGCACCUGUGGGCCCUUAUACGGUGGGUGCCAGGAGUUUAUGAGUUGGUGCGGCCUCGUUCAGUAACGCUGGAUGGGAUUGUUUGGACCAGAAGCGAGAUCAUGUUGCUGCCUGUGGCAAAUCGAACGAGGAAUUAUGAGAAUAACAAGCACCGUAGCACUGACCGUUCAAACCUGUUAAGCAGGAUGUACGCAGCUUUCAAUUGAUUGGCUGACGUGUGAGAAAGCUGAUGAGGUUGCGAGAGCCCAUGCCGAUUCCAUUACCGGUAUUUGUGUGGAGGGCUCCUAGCAUAGCGUGACGCGCGCGAUGCGGCGCGUGGUGAAGCACGCGCGUUUGAACUGCCCGGGUAGGUGUGAUCACAGACUGUUGCGGGAUGUGCAGACUGUUGCAAGACAGCAGAUGACUGGACUGACAGUGACGAAGAUGAAUGCAGACAUGCAUGUUGCUUUUGCGAUGGAUUGUGAACGUGUUGAGACGCAUGGGCGGACUUGACUCUUAGUAAUACCCCGGGAGCUUAGCUUUGGAGUGAGGGCGGUGGGCGCAAGGAUACCGUAUACGCGGCGUUACAAUUGCUCGCCGAGGUAAUCGACUAGGAACGGUAAUGGGCACGGCGGCAGGCGAGAGUUUACGGUGUAGGCGCUGCCUCCAAGCCGUAGCCCAGCAAUGGCGGGAACCUUAGGCCCGCCGUGCACAACGACUAGAACUGCCAUUGAUUUGAUGAGGUAUAUUAGGCUAAAUUGGUUUCGGUCGGGUUGCACUUCACGUGUGUGUGUGUGCUGAGUUAAACGGAAACGGGGAAACGCGCGACUGGAGUGGGAUGGGCUGCGCUAGCACGUGUGUGUGCGUGUGCCGGUGUGCGUGCCAGCAAGAGUGUGCGAACCAUUUGGCUGGAUGACUGACGCGUAUGUUUGAGUUGUUUAGACCGUGUCAGUGUUUUGAACGUCGAGCCCGCCCCCCGAAACGGAGGGUCAUUGGGCCUAGCCUUGAAUCGCGUUGAAUGCUUGACUUAGACACGCACGCGGCCUCACAUUGCUUGGGCUCGAAGGUUAGGGUGCGCCGUUGCUGGCUACAGUGUAACGUAAACAUGGA